CUUUUUUUAUCGAUUCUGGAAUCGACGGCGGUUACGUCUUGCGUCAUCCCCGGUCGUUUAAAAUGUUAGCGUAAUGAUGUGACGCAAAUAAGCCCCAAAAAUAUAUAUUCAGGAUUUGUAUUGUUGAGGUUCAUGUGUCGUGUUAUUACUGUAACAAAAACAAUAAACUUGUUUUUUGAGAUAAUGCGUCUGCGAAUCCACUGCAGCUGUAAAGCUUACUCCGUGGGAGCAAGAGACCGUUGCCUGGAUUUCCCGCCGGGAGCCUAGGGUAGGCCUCUGGCGGGCGAACUCGGCAGGGAGCCUCAGAAUCUGCGGGCGUUUCAGUGAAUUAAAGUUUCACUCCUACUGCGUGGUGUUUGUCAAAGUACAAGGGCGUACGUCUCACUUUUACCUCGUCCAUUAAGUUUCCACGUGGAUCCCAAGAUAAUUUCCUAAUACACGAUUUUAUGGCGGUGAUUCACGGCCACGGUUUACGAGCUCGUCGAAAUUCCAUUGGCAUUGCUGCUCAUGAUGGCAUGUUUCUGAGAUUAACUAAACUCAACUAUAUUUUAUUUCUUUUAUCAAGUAAAGCCCACUAAGCUAUAUGCAUAUAGCUUUUUUUUCAGAAGCGACCCGGUUAUCACAUACAUCACGGCGAACGCGGUGCUGGGUCAAAGGCUUCGUGGGCGAUGGACGAAGCGGGUCGAGCCAAGGGCCGCGUGCCAGCGUCGGGGCCCAAUGCCCUCUUCGUGAGGUGGCUCACCGAACUGCGCGACGAGGCGGCCUCCAAGGGCAAGAAGUCUCACUUCGUCUACCAGAAGGCACUGAGCUCUUUGAAGAAAUACCCACUACCCCUGCAGAAUGGCAAGGAGGCAAAAAUUCUACAGAACUUUGGAGAUGGAAUCUGCAAGAUGCUGGAUCAGAAGUUGGCCGAAUACAACGCUGAGCAUGGAUCUGAUGCUUCAAUACACAACCUGAAGCCUAUGGCAGAUGUAGCAGGCCCUACAAAAGCCAAGUCACAAAAAUCUGGAUCGAAUAGAGAUCCCAAGAACGUAAUACUGCCAAGUUCUCGCAGCACGAGCAGCAGCGAUGAUGCACCUUCCACCAGGGACGCACCCCCACUGAAGCGGACCCGGGUGGAGGGGACAAAUGAAAAAGGUUACACCCCUAAGAAGUCAUCAUGUGGAUAUGCGCUGAUCAUGGCUCUUUACUGGGAGAAGCAGAAACCGGAUGGAAAAUACUUCAUGACCAAACCUGAGCUUCAGCAGGAAGCCCAACCUCACUGUGAAAAAUCCUUCUUUGCUCCCGACGCAGAAAUGCGUCACUCUGCGUGGUCGUCCAUGAAAACCCUCAUCAGCAAAGGCCUUGUGGAGAAGUGUAGCAAUCCCGCCAAGUAUUUUAUCACAGAUAAGGGCAUUGAGCUGGCACGGAGGUUAGACUGUGCGGAGGUUCUGCAAGGUAAGCAGACAAGAAUGGGAAGUGAUAACGUGACAACCGCUUUGGAAACCGUGGGACUGUACCCGGCCGCGGAUGGCGCCAUUGACCUCACAGAAUCGGACGAGGAUUUGGGAGCAGAAGGGGGUGCCACUGGUACAAAGGAAACGUGGACAACAGCGGUCGCGACGAAGGCACCACUUUCCGUACCGGCCAGGUGCGUUGCUGCGCAGGAGGAGACGGUGGCUGCAUACCGUGACUACCUUCCCUGGGAACCAUUGCCCAGUUCUCGGGCAACGGAAGACUCUCGUGAUAUGGAACCCCGAGAAGGUUUUCCACCAUCCCAGCCUAAGACUGCCGUGCCUGACAUCACUCUACGUCCGGGAGAGUUCGACAUUAUUCUUUGCGUUGAUGUCAUCGAAACCACUGGGCCUGGAUCAAGGAAGCAGGAUCUGGUGAACGAGCUAAAAAAGAACGGAGUUCAGUUCGAUGUGCGGAAGUUGAACGUGGGUGACUUCGUGUGGGCCGCUCAGGAGCGUGUGCACCCUCUCCCUGGCCAGUUGAAGGUGCCGGCGGCAAGGGAGCUGGUGCUUGACUACAUCGUGGAGCGGAAGCGGAUGGAUGACCUCUGUGGCAGCAUCAUCGAUGGGCGCUUUAAGGAGCAAAAGUUCCGUCUGAAGAAGUGCGGGCUGAGGAACUGGAUUUAUUUGGUGGAGGAUUUCAAGAAGGCUCAACACAUGAGCCUCCCAGAGUCUACUCUUCAGCAAGCCGUGGUCAACACACAGGUGGUGGAUAACUUCUUCAUUAAACGCACCCGGGACAUACGGGAGUCAGCAGCUUACCUCACCAUCAUGACGCGCUAUCUGCACAACGCGUAUGCGAGCAAGACGCUGAUGAGCUGUACAAAGGAGGAGAGGAGAGCUCUGCUACCAGCUGACUGCACUUGUUCUGUGGACGAUUCACUCCCACUCAUCACCUUUUCCGAGUUCAACCAGGGAGCCGCCAAAAACAAAGCUCAAACCGUUCAGGAGGUGUUCGCACGGCAGUUGCUGCAGUUCAGUGGCGUAAGCGGAGACAAAGCCAUUGCUAUCAUGGAUAAAUACCCCACCCCACAAAGCCUGAUGACGGCCUACUCAAAGUGCUCCACAGACACCGAAAGGGAGAAGCUUCUGGCCAGCUUCAAGUGCGGGAAGCUGCAACGGAACCUGGGACCAGCCCUAAGCAAACUCAUUGCUGGAUUCUACUGCACAGCUGGGCCUUUGAGCUGACGGCAAUAUAAUCACAACACUGUUCCUUGUUUACGUGAAGAAAACAAACCUCUUCAAACUUAUAUAUUUUUUCCACAAAACUGUUGCUUAUUCGUGGCAGUUCUAGAUGGCUGUCUAUAACAUGCAGCUGUUUGUUUGCGUCUCAUGUGAUGAAAUACUUGUGACUGAUGGAACGCGUGCAUUGCUUUAUUGCGGGAGGUGCAGGUCUCUUGUGGAUCCGCAGUCAAAUUUUGUGCAUUCAAAAACCUAUCUCCAUUUGUGAGCGAGUGUUCAAUGUGAGUGUAACUACAACGGUUCUGGAGUGAGUGGUCGAGCCUUUUAUUUGUGAACGCCGCUCUCAAGGUUGUGCUGCGCUGUGCAUUGCACUGCUGCAACGGCUGCAUGACACUCCAUGCUUGCGAUGCUACUUCCUGUGUUCGCAGGGAGGAAUGAUUUGCCACUUGUGAUGCAAAUGAAUUGUUGCCAUUUGACUGUAGGAAUUUGAUUAAGUUUGCCCCGAAAAAUUGCUGCAAUUUGAUACGGGAAUCCAUGGGUUUUCUUUACAUUGCGGUGGAUAGUGUAGUGCCUCCAAUUAACUUAUACCUGGAGACUACUUAAAACACGUGAUACAUUGCAUUAUUGUGUGCUUGAGGAUACUGAUGGAAUAUAUGCAUCGCAUCAUUCUAACCCGAGUGUGCAUGGUGAUGCGUGUUUAUAGAGGCCAGGGAGAUGAUUGGAUGAUGCUGUGUGCAUUGUGUCACAUGCUGCAUGCAGCUAUGUGAAACCGAAAGCACCAUUGUGUUGCCUUUCAUUGCUGCCAUAAUGUUGCAUAGUAUAACAAAUAUAAACUAUAUUCAUGAGAACUACCUUUGACACUUAUGCCUCUGGCUGUUUGUAGCCCAUGGAAUCGGUUUAAUAGUGUGUUUAUAAUAAACUAGGGCCAUACUGCACGUUGAAAUAAUGAACCUUAAUGAAUCUUCAAGGUAAGAACUAAAGUUAAGAACUAAGUAAGUACAAUUGCUUAGUUGUGCUAGGGACAAGAUAUUUCAGUAAUGAAUGUAAAUGACUUUGUGUAUGUUGCCUCUACGAGUUAUUCAGUCUUUAAAGAGUUUUCCCACUCCAUCAGAUUAAUAUCUUAUCACCUGCUGCUGCUGUACAUUGUGAGCUAAAUGUUGCCACAUGAACAUGUAUUAUGUACUUUGCCAUGUUAAGUAUUCUGUAUGCACAAUGGAACCGUACCAAUAAAUUUGAAAUGUAUUAAUUGGA
Messenger RNA from Petromyzon marinus (sea lamprey), 3926 nucleotides. RefSeq names its product MUS81 structure-specific endonuclease subunit (gene MUS81). Gene Ontology annotation, molecular function: 3'-flap endonuclease activity; crossover junction DNA endonuclease activity; DNA binding. Lineage: Eukaryota; Metazoa; Chordata; Hyperoartia; Petromyzontiformes; Petromyzontidae. Gene Ontology annotation, biological process: DNA catabolic process; resolution of meiotic recombination intermediates; mitotic intra-S DNA damage checkpoint signaling. The record is from RefSeq and is a predicted model, not a curated record. Gene Ontology annotation, cellular component: Holliday junction resolvase complex; nucleus.